UCGCCGUGUGAGUAUGCCCACAUACGCGGAAGCCCACUCUACCGCAGCCUUAGGGCUGCGAGUCCAAACCGUCGAUCUGACGUCUUUUGGCGGCCCGAUCGACGGUUGGGGAAAGGGCUGGUGCCGGUCGAGAGGUAGAUCGCGUGGCCGUCUGCUGUCACGUUUGGACGGGUAAUCGUACGGACAGGGCGUGCGAAAGCGGCCGGAAGCGGACCAGCCGGUAGUGAUUCUCCUCCCCAACGGGGCGUAGGAAAGCGGCUUCGCGAGAGGAAUAGCGAUGGCGACGAUCUCGAACGGCUAUCUAUGGUGUUGCCGAUUCGCCUGAGCUACUAUGGCAAAGAUAAUCAAGGAGAUGCUGCCGCCUGACGUCAGAGUGGCAAAUGAUGCCAGGGACAUGCUUGUUGAAUGUUGUGUUGAAUUCAUAAAUCUCGUCUCUUCAGAAUCAAAUGACAUCUGCAGCAAUGAGGAGAAGCGAACGAUUGCACCCGAGCAUGUAAUCAAGGCCUUGGAGGCACUAGGCUUCGGGGAGUAUGUCAUGGAGGUGUCUGCAGCUUAUGAGCAGCACAAAGCAGAGUCCUUGGAAUCGCCCCGGAUAGGAGCUAAGUGGAAUGACGGUGGAUUAACAGAAGAGGAGGCCAUAGCCAAGCAGCAAGGGAUGUUUGCAGCCGCAAGGGCGCGCAUGAAAGCCAUGGGCGCCAAACAGCAGCAACAUGUCUAGCGAUAGUCAAUAUACCAGAAAACGAAGAGUGUCUCGUCCACAUGUGUGAUUCAUCGUUGCAUCUGUGAAUGUGUUUGCCAAUCUGUCAGCAAUGAUAUCUCGAAGCUGUGAUCCCUAGAGUGUGCAGGAAUUUUUGGAAGUUGUCCCGGCAAGUGGUGUUUCGAUUAGACGCAUCUGGUGUUGAUGAUUGAACGGAUGCCGCUGAUCAUUCGGCGUUAUCUUCUUUGCGGGGACAUAUGAGCCAGAGGUUUAGAAGCUGUCGAAGGGUGAUGGAAUUUCACCCACAUGGAGAGGAAUACAUGUUGGGUUGGAGGCAUGCUGUGCAUUGUGACGAUCUUUAAUCGCAUCCCAUAUUCUCUCCUCUCUUCCUACCUUCUUACCUCCCAGCCUCCACAACCUCCCACCCACCCCCUUGUUUUGUAAGCUGUUGGGUCUUCUAAUACGCUCUUGGUAAAUAUGUCUAGACCACAGCAUACGGGUUGUUGCCGAUAGAUUCUGCGUUUUGCCACUCAGCGAGGCUGCUGGGAUUAGUCAUGCUAUAAAGUGACGUUGUUCGUUGUUUCUUGUUGCUGAUUGGACUGCUCUUUAUUUCUUCAGGGACUACUGGAGGAGAUGGGCGAUUGCUGGGAAAAAGGGUAAGGCAUUUUGCUCAUACUUGUGGCGCAUUAGUGCGGUGCGCGAUGCG
Molecule: messenger RNA, 1403 nt
Organism: Chara braunii
Lineage: Eukaryota; Viridiplantae; Streptophyta; Charophyceae; Charales; Characeae
Source: the annotation of a GenBank genome assembly